UCGUCACCAUCACGGAGCGUAUCAGCAGAAAACAAAAGAAUUUUGUUUAGUCACGAUUAAGGAAAUUAGAAGUAUCUAGCAUAUUUUGGAAGCAUCUGUCCACAGUCUCCUGUAUGUAUUUAUAUUGAGGAAGCACCACAGACUGACGUCAUUCAGUGCGUGAAAGUGAGUUGAAUCUCCUCAGUUGCCAGGAACGAGUGGUGAUUGUUGUGUAGUGCGGAAGUAAAUUUGAUUAGAGCUUCAAAAUGGAAUUCCCUCAUCUGGGUAAACAUUGUUCGGAAGAGUUCUGCCGCAAGCUUGACGGUAUUGGUUUUCCUCUUCAGAUUUCCUCCCGAUGAAAUGCGAUGCUUGUGGUGAAAUUUUCUGCUCGGAGCACUUUAGCUACAGAACACAUUCCUGCCCUUCGGCCUACCAGAGAGACGUCCAGGUACCGAUCUGUCCGCUGUGCAGUGAACCGGUCCCAACGCCCCGGGACGUUUCACCGGAUGUGACCGUCGGAGCCCAUAUUGAUCAAUUUUGCAAGUUGGAGAAGCCGAAGAUCUUCACCAAUCGCUGUACGUUUAAAAACUGCAAAAAGAAGGAACUGAUUCCGUUCUCGUGUGGAGUUUGCAAACAGAACUACUGCCUAAAGCAUCGACACAUGGCGGAUCACGAAUGUAAGCGAUCAGCUACUGCAGGUGGUGAUUCUGGUACUGCGCAGCGGACUAAGGCUGUUUCUGCAUCGCUUCAGUGGCAGCAACAGGAGCAGCAGGAGCAGAGCUCCAGAACCGUUCCGCAACAACAGAGAUCUAAUACUAGUCAGCUGGUGGCUGCCGUUCAGGGCAGCAUGUCCGAAGAUGAGGCCUUGGCACGGGCAUUGGCCCUCUCGAUGCAGGAAGAAGAAGACGAACGGGCACGUGCCACCCGAGAAGGAGAACCAACCAAUGGGCGUAAUCCUGCCCGCAGUAGAAUUCCGGUCGGUGGCAAUAGUUCCAAGGACAAAUGCAAUCUGUCAUGAUUGGGCUGCUGCUGCUGGUAAGGAGGACCUAAGAAGAAUUGACAAUCGGUGGAUGCUUUCAAAAAUAAAUUUUCUUUACGUAGUGUUAUGCAUAUUUUUCCGCUUUCUUGAAUUCUGAGUGGAAAUGU
Molecule: messenger RNA, 1125 nt
Organism: Ochlerotatus camptorhynchus
Lineage: Eukaryota; Metazoa; Arthropoda; Insecta; Diptera; Culicidae
Product: AN1-type zinc finger protein 2A
Exons: 3
Coding region: 335-997 (220 amino acids)
Biological process (GO): proteasome-mediated ubiquitin-dependent protein catabolic process; protein targeting to ER
Cellular component (GO): endoplasmic reticulum; cytoplasm
Molecular function (GO): zinc ion binding
Source: RefSeq, a predicted model, not a curated record